Molecule: messenger RNA, 1658 nt
Organism: Drosophila persimilis
Lineage: Eukaryota; Metazoa; Arthropoda; Insecta; Diptera; Drosophilidae
Product: serine proteinase stubble
Exons: 6
Coding region: 384-1562 (392 amino acids)
Biological process (GO): proteolysis
Molecular function (GO): serine-type endopeptidase activity
Source: RefSeq, a predicted model, not a curated record
AUUUAGCGGGUGACCCCAAAACUCGUAUCUCGGUCUCAUAUCAAGGACACACAUCCACAACUCUUUCCCCGUAAAAGCAAAGCUCUCGGCCGUGAGUCAUCCGCGAGACAAGCCCAUACCCAUACCCAUACCCAUAACCAGAGACGAAACCGAGUAAAAGUGGAGCAGCAGCAGUAAUAAGAAAUCUAAGUAGAAGAAAGAGCAGAAGACACGGCCAGAAGAGCCGCAGCUACAUAAAAGUGAAUAAGAAACUGUCAUGCUUUCGUUGGCACCCAUCCGGAGCUCAUGCCAAUGGAGAUUUAACAGUCCACAAAUUGUGUUAAGUGCCUUAACACCCACCAGUAAUCUUAUCUACUCCAAAUAGUGAACAGUGAACAGUGACAAUGAAUCUGCUGGUGUGGCUCCUAGUGCUGCUCCUGCUAUCCUGCCACAUCGGCCACGGCCAGGCCAAUAUCCUCAACACGUUGCUGGGCGUGCCCGCGGAGUGUGUGCACCAGAGCGGUAUAUGGCCCUGCAAGUUGAGCUUCUCCUGCUGGCUGCAGGGCGGCAAGCAUGCCAAGGGCUGUGGCAGCAACAAGUGGCUCUUCAGCUGCUGCAUCGCCGCCGAUCCCCAGCAUCCGCAUCUAUCCCAGUCGCAGCUGCCGCAUCCGCACCCGUCGUCUUUGGCGAAUCUCAUCGAUUAUGGCCAGCUCAAGAUGAGUCUGCAGAGUCUGCCCAAGCGUAUCAUGUUGCGGCGUCGCGACGACAAUGAGCUGCUCAACGUUCAGCCCGAGUGUGGGGUGCCACGAACUGCUCAGAACACGCUACAGAAGCGUAUCAUCGGAGGCCGGCCGGCACAGUUCGCCGAGUAUCCGUGGCAGGCGCACAUCCGCAUAGCCGAGUACCAGUGCGGCGGGGUGCUAAUCUCGGCGAACAUGGUGGCCACGGCUGCCCAUUGCAUACAGCAGGCGCAGCUGCCGGAUAUCACCGUGUAUCUGGGGGAGCUGGAUACCCAGGAUCUGGGCCACAUAAACGAGCCGCUGCCAGUGCAGAAGCACAGCGUAGUGCAAAAGAUUAUCCAUCCGCGCUUUAACUUUCGCAUGACGCAGCCAGACCGCUACGAUCUGGCUUUGCUGAAGCUGGCCCACCCCACGGCCUUCAGCGAGCACAUCCUGCCCAUUUGCCUGCCCCAUUAUCCCAUCCGGUUGAUCGGACGCAAGGGCCUCAUCGCCGGCUGGGGUAAGACCGAGGCACAUUUGGGGCAUGCGGGCACCAACAUGCUGCAGGUGGCCAGCGUCCCCAUCAUUACCACCUUCGACUGCAUUCGCUGGCACGAGAGCAAGCAAAUAAAUGUGGAAAUCAAGGCGGAAAUGUUCUGUGCCGGACACUCGGAUGGCCACAUGGAUGCCUGUCUGGGCGAUUCCGGAGGUCCACUGGUGAUCAAGGAUCGCGGACGAUUUGUACUCGUCGGCAUCACUAGCGCCGGCUUCGGCUGUGGCGUCGAUCACCAGCCAGGCAUAUACCACAAUGUUCAGAAGACUGUGAGGUGGAUACAGGAUGUGGUGACACGCAACGAAUUGUAGCGAAAGCGCCUGGACUUAGCCCGCGACAAAUCUCAUUAGUUUAUGGCUCGUAGCAUUAGGCAGUGGAUAUGUGCAAUCCAAAUAUGCCAAACCACA